Messenger RNA from Dromaius novaehollandiae (emu), 7456 nucleotides. RefSeq names its product armadillo repeat containing 5 (gene ARMC5). Gene Ontology annotation, biological process: anatomical structure morphogenesis. Gene Ontology annotation, cellular component: cytosol. Bases 137 to 6580 code for a protein of 2147 amino acids. The record is from RefSeq and is a predicted model, not a curated record. Gene Ontology annotation, molecular function: protein binding. Lineage: Eukaryota; Metazoa; Chordata; Aves; Casuariiformes; Dromaiidae. The transcript has 7 exons.
CCCGCCCGCCUCCAUUUCCCGUCGCCCCCGCGCGCGCGCCGCGCGGCGGCUUCCGUAGCGGCCUCCCCUCCCGCAGCGCCGCCGCCGCCUCCUCCUCCUCCUCCUCCUCCUCCUGCUCCAUCUCGCGGCGGCGGCGAUGGCGGCGGAGCCGCUGGGCUGGUGCGUGGAGGCGGUGCGGGCGGCGGCGGAGCCGGGGCUGGGCCGGGCGCUGAGGGCGCUGCGCGGCCGCCACACGCGAGAGCCCGGCGGCGCCGCCCGCUUCCGCGAGCGCGGCGGCCUGGAGCCGCUGCUGCAGCUGCUGGAGCCCCAGCGGCCCCGCCGCACCCUCGAGCUGGCCCUCAGCGUCCUCGCCAACUGCUGCACCGAGGCCGGCUGCCGCCGCCAGGCCCGUCGCCUCGGAGGGGUGCCCCGCCUCGUGACCCUGCUGACCCCCGGGGCGGCGGAGAGCGUGCAGAACCGGGUGUCGCGGGCCCUGGCCAACCUGGCGCUGGAGCCCGACGGGGCCCAGGCCGUCCUCGAGGCCGGGGCGGUGCCGGCCCUGGCGGCCCUGACGGCCUCCUGCUCCUCCGACGGCUCCUGCCUGCCCAGCGCCGCCCGGGCCCUACGGAUCCUGGGGGGCCACCCGGGCCCCCGGCGGGCCUUGGCGCGAGCCGGCGCCGCCCGCGCCUUGGCCACCCGCUUGGCCACCCUGCCGCCCGGCCACCCCGCCGCCGCCGCCGCCCUGGCCCGGGCCCUGCGCGUCAUGGCCGCCCACCGCGCCGCCGCCGCCGACCACGACAUGGCCGCCGCCUUGCCCGCCCUGACCGUCAUGGCCGCCGGCGAGGGCGAGGGCGAGGCCGAAGGCCGGCGGGCCGCGUUGGGUGCCUUGGCGGCCGCCUGCGCCCGGGCCUCGCUCCGGCCGGCGUUGGGUGCCGCCGGCGCCGUGGAGGCCGUGGCGGCGGCGGUGCGGCGGGCGCUGGCGGCCCCGCCGGGUGUUCCCGGCGGCCUGGCCCGCGCGUUCUGCCUGUUGUGCCGCGAAGCCGUCAACCGGGCCCGGCUGCGGGCGGCCGGCGGGCUCCCGUUGUUGGUGGCGUUGUUGGAGGACCCGCGGGCCCGGCCCGGGCGCCCCUGGGUGCUGUUGGCCUUGGCGGCUUUCGCCUACGACCGGGCGGCCCUGGAGGUGCUGGAGGCCCGCGGCCUCGUCCCCCUCCUCGUCGACGUCCUCCGGGCCUGCGCCGACGGCGACGGCGACGACGGGGACAGUGACGAGGACGAGGACGCCGCCUCCUUCGACCUGCCGCCCCUACGGUCGCCAGCGCCGGGGCCCGGGGCGGCCGCCGGCAGCCUGCGGGGGCUCAAGUCCUGGCUGCUCUCCGAAGCCAUCUCCCCGCCCCCCUCCCCCCCCGCCGCCCCCCCCGGCAGCACCCACGGGUGCCCCUCGCCCCCCCGCCGCCCCCCCCGCCGCCGCCCCCCGUCCCUGAGCGCCCUGGCGCUGCCGCGGGCCCCGGGCAUGGUGGGGGGGGGGCACCCAAGGGUGGGUGGGGGGUACCCAAAAGUGGGUGGGGGGCACCCAGGGGUAGGUGGGAGGUGCCUAGAGGUGGGUGGGGGUCACCCAAAGGUAGGUGGGGGUCACCCAAAAGCGGGUGGGGGUCACCCAGAGGUGGGGGGGCACACAAAAGUAGGUGGGGGGCACCCAAAAGCGGGUGGGGGUCACCCAGGGGUAGAUGGGGGGCACCCAAAGGUAGGUGGGGGUCACUCAAAGAUAGGUGGGGGUCACCCAGAGGUGGGGGGGCAGCACCCAAGAGUGGGGGGGCACCCAGGGGUGGAUGGGGGACACCCAAAGGUAGAUGGGGGACACCCAAAGGUAGAUGGGGGUCACCCAAAAGUGGGUGGGGGUCACUCAGGGGUGGGUGGGGGUCAGCCAGAAGUAGGGGGGGGUCACCCAAAAGUGGGUGGGGGUCACUCAGGGGUAGAUGGGGGUCAGCCAGAAGUAGGGGGGGGUCACCCAAAAGUGGGUGGGGGUCACUCAGGGGUGGGUGGGGGUCACCCAAAAGUGGGUAGGGGUCACCCAGAAGUAGGGGGGGGUCACCCAGGGGCAGAUGGGGGUCACCCAAAAGUGGGUGGGGGUCACUCAGGGGUCGAUGGGGGUCCCCCAGAAGUAGGGGGGGGUCACCCAAAAGUGGGUGGGGGUCACUCAGGGGUAGAUGGGGGUCACCCAAAAGUGGGUGGGGGUCACUCAGGGGUGGGUGGGGGUCAGCCAGAAGUAGGGGGGGGUCACCCAAAAGUGGGUGGGGGUCAGCCAGAAGUAGGGGGGGGUCACCCAGGGGCAGAUGGGGGUCCCCCAGGGGCAGAUGGGGGUCACCCAGGGGCAGAUGGGGGGCACCCAGGGGCAGGUGGGGGUCACCCAGAGGCAGAUGGGGGUCCCCCAGAGGCAGAUGGGGGGCACCCAGGGGCGGGCGGGGGGCACCCGGGGGCGGGCGAGGCGGCGGCGCUGCUGCUGCUGGGGCGGCUGGCGGAGGAGCCGAGCCGGGCGCUGGCCACGGCGCCGGCGGUGGGGGGGCUGCUGCGGUACCUGGCGGGGGCCCCCGCCCCGGGCGCCCGGGCCCUACGGGUGCUGCAGCGCCUCGUGGGCCACCCCGGAUGCCUGGGCCCGCUGCUGGCCGCCUACGUCCCCUCGCUGCUGCGCUCCUGGCUGCUGCUCGGCGUCCCCCCGGCCCGCGCCGAGCGCCUCUCCCGGGCCCCCCCCGACCCCCCCGGCGGCACCCGCGACCACCCGCCGCCGCGCCCCCACCCCCGCCAGGCCCGCCUCAAGGAGCUGGGGGAGGGGCUGCUGCGGGCGCUGGCGGCGGUGGCGGCGUCGCCCUUCGGCGUGGGGCUGCUGACCCACACGCUGCGCCGCGGGGCCCCCCCGGCCCGCCUGGCCUGCGCCACCGCCCUGCCCCUGCUCGCCAGGCCCUCGUCGCCGGCCGGGGGGCUGCUGUGGGGCCGGGGGGGGGCGGCGGCGGCCCUGGCGGGGGCGGUGGCUCGUGGCCCCCCCCCCGCGCCCUGCCGCCCCCCCCCGGCCUUCGCCUUCUACGCCGCCGACGCCCUGGGCUGCCUGCGGGGACCCCCCCCGGCGCACGGGGACGAGGACGCCGAGCCCUGGGGACACGAGGACGGACACGGGGACGUCGCCGAGCCGUGGGGCAGCGAGGACGGACACGGGGACGUCGCCGACCUCUGGGGCCCCACGGACGGGGACGCCACGGAGCCGUGGGGACGCGCGGUGACGUCGGCCACCUGCCCCCCACCCCUGCUGUCCCCCGCGGCCCCCCGUCCCCACGCGGCCCCCAAACGUCCCCGCGCGUCCUCGUGUCCCCAAGCAACCCCCGCCGCCGCCGAUCUCCUGCCCCACACGUCCCCCAGGCCCCCCAAGCGUCCCCGGAUGUCCCCAAGCUCCGACGUCCGUCCCCCGGUGACCCCGAGGUCCUCCAACCCCCCUCGCCGAGCGGCCGCCUGUCCCCGGGGGUCCUCGAGGGCCUCCAACGCCUGUGCGCAACCGUCGUCUUGUUCUCCGGGGUCCCCCAGGGCCUCCAGCCCCCGUCCCCAAGCGUCCCCGCGUCCCCAGGUGUCCUCAAGGUCCUCCAACCCCCAUCCGCAACCAUCCGCAAGGUCCUCCGACUGUCACCGCCAACUGUCUUGUCCCCCAGCGUCCCCAAGGUCCUCCAGCCCCCGUCCCCGACCACCUCCAAGGUCCUCCAACACCCGUCCGCAACCGUCUUGUCCUCUGACGUCCCCAAGGUCCUCCAACCCCCGUCCCCAACCAUCCUCAGGGUCCUCCAAUCCCCAUCCGCAACCAUCCGCAAAGUCCUCCAACCCCCGUCCCCAACCAUCCCCGAGGUCCUCCAACCCUGAUCUGCAACCAUCUUCAAGGUCCUCCAACCAUCACCCCCAACCGUCUUGUCCUUUGACGACCCCAAGGUCCUCCAACAGCCAUCCCCAGCCACCUCUAAGGUCCUCCAACUGUCACCCCCAACCGUCUUGUCCUCUGACGUCCCCAAGGUCCUCCAACAGCCAUCCUCAACCAUCCCCAAGGUCCUCCAACCCCCAUCCCCAACCGUCUUGUCCUUUGAUGUCCCCAAGGUCCUCCAACGCCCAUCCCCAACCAUCCGCAAGGUCCUCCAACACCCAUCCGCAACCAUCCUCAAGGUCCUCCAACCCUGAUCCGCAACCGUCUUCAAGGUCCUCCAACCAUCACCCCCAACCGUCUUGUCCUUUGAUGUCCCCAAGGUCCUCCAACCCCCGUCCCCAACCAUCCGCAAGGUCCUCCAACACCGAUCUGCAACCAUCUUCAAGGUCCUCCAACUGUCACCCCCAAGCGUCUUAUCCUCCGACGUCCUCAAGGUCCUCCAACCCCCAUCACCACGUGUCACCGUGUUCUCCAGCGUCCCCAAGGUCCUCUAGCCCCUGUCCCCAACCAUCCUCAAGGUCCUCCAACCCCCAUCCCCAACCAUCUUGUCCGCCAACGUACCCAGGGUCCUCCAACCCCCGUCCCCAACCAUCUUCAAGGUCCUCCAACCCCCAUCCCCACGUGUCACUGUGUUCUCCAACGUCCCCAAGGUCCUCCAGCCCCUGUCCCCAACCAUCUCCUGGUCCUCCAACGUCCCCAAGGUCCUCCAGUCCCCACCACCAACCACCGCCGAGGUCCUCCAGCCCCUGUCCCCAACCAUCUCCUGGUCCUCCAACGUCCCCAAGGUCCUCCAGCCCCCGUCCCCAACCAGCGCCGAGGUCCUCCAACCCCCAUCACGAACCAUCUCCUGGACCUCCAACAUCUCCAAGGUCCUCCAGCCGCUGUCCCCAACCAUCUCCUGGUCCUCCAACAUCCCCAAGGUCCUCCAGUCCCCACCACCAACCACCGCCGAGGUCCUCCAGCCCCCAUCACGAACCAUCUCCUGGUCCUCCAACGUCCCCAAGGUCCUCCAGCCCCUGUCCCCAACCAUCUCCUGGUCCUCCAAGGUCCCCAAGGUCCUCCAGCCCCCGUCCCCAACCACCGCCGAGGUCCUCCAGCCGCUGUCCCCAACCAUCUCCUGGUCCUCCAACGUCCCCAAGGUCCUCCAGCCCCCGUCCCCAACCACCGCCGAGGUCCUCCAGCCCCCGUCCGCACGUGUCACCGUGUCCUCCGACGUCCCCGAGGUCCUCCAACCGCCGUCCCCGCCCGCCGCCGCGGUCCUCCAGCCCCCCGGCCUGCCCCUACGCCCGGGCGCCCCACGACCUGCUGCUGCUGCCCGACGGGGCCCCCCCGGGCCUGCCGGCCUGCCGGGGGGCCUUGGCCCGCGGCUCCCCGGUGCUGGCGGCCAUGUUGGAGGGCGCCUUCGCCGAGGCCCGCCAGGCCGCCGUAGCCCUGCGCUGCGCCCCCCGCCGCCCCCUCCUCCUCCUCCUCCACCACCUCCACGGCUGCCGGGGGGCCGCCGGGUGCCCCCGCCUCCGCCCCCCGCUCCCGGCCGCCGCCGCGGGGGCCGCCGUGGCCCUGGCCCGCCGCUACCUGGUGCCGGGCCUGGAGGCCGUCAUGGCCGCCGGCGUGGCGGCCUCUCCCAGCGGCCUCUGGGCCUUGGCCGAGCGCUGGGCCUGCGGCGCCCUGGCCUUGCGGGCGGCCCGGGAGCUGCUGGAGGGGCCGCCCCAGAGCGUGGCCCCCCGGCUGGCCCAGGUGGCCCGGGUGGCCCGGUGUCCCAACCGCCUGGCCCGGGCGCUGCUGGCCGUGGUGGCCCCCCCGGGGCUGCGGCCCCGCCUCGACAUGGGGGAGCCGUGGGGCGGGGGGGACCCGCUGCUGCGGCUGCCCGGGGAGCCGCCCCGGGAGGACCUCGGGGACCCCUUGGAGGACCUCGAGGACCCAUUGGAGGACCUCGAGGACCCCUUGGAGGACCAUGAGAGCCCCUUGGAGGACCUUGAGGACCCCUUGGAGGACCUCGGGGACCCCUUGGAGGACCAUGAGAACCCCUUGGAGGACCUCAGGAACUCCACAGGGGACCUCAGGGACCCCUUGGAGGACCUCGAGGACCCCUUGGAGGACCUCGAGGACCCCUUGGACCUCAGGAACCCUCUGGAGGACCUCGAGGACCCCUUGGAGGACCAUGAGAACCCCUUGGAGGACCUCAGGAACUCCACAGGGGACCUCAGGGACCCCUUGGAGGACCUCGAGGACCCCUUGGAGGACCAUGAGAACCCCUUGGAGGACCUCAAGGAUCCCUUGGAGGACCUCGAGGACCCCUUGGACCUCAGGAACCCUCUGGAGGACCUUGAGGACCCCUUGGAGGACCAUGAGAACCCCUUGGAGGACCUCAGGAACUCCACAGGGGACCUCAGGGACCCCUUGGAGGACCUCGGGGACCCCUUGGAGGACCUCAGAGACCCUCUGGAGGACCUUGGAGACCCCCCAGAGGACCUCGGGGACCCCUUGGAGGACCUGGAGGACCCCUUGGAGGACCUUGGGGACCCCCCAGAGGACCUUGGAGACCCCUUGGAGGACCUCGGGGAGGGAGAAGACCCCUUCGGGGACACCCCCGCGGGUGCUGGGGACCCCGUAGAGGAGGACGAGGAGGCCAUGGAGGUGGAAGGACCCCCGUAAGGACCUUGGGGACCCCCAUAAAGACGUCGAGCCCCACAGCGAGCUGGGGGGGGACCUCGGCGAGGUGGCGGGGCCCCUUUGGAGACCCCCCCCCGGGGGCUUUGGGGAGCCCCGUGGAUGUGGGGGGCUCCCUGGAGAGGGACAAGGAGGACACGGAGGUGGGCGGAGCCCCACGGGGACCCGCGGGACCCCUUGGAGGACUCGGGGGGAGGGGAUGAGACCCCCUUGGAGACCCCCACGGAUGUUGGGGACCCCCCAUAGAUUUUGGGGCCCCCCCAUAGAUUUUGGGGACCCCUUAGAGGAGGAAGACGAGGACGCGGAGGUGGGGAACCCCCGUGGGGGUCUUGGGGACCCCCAUAGCGACCUCGGGGACCCACUGGGGACCUCCAGGACCCCCAGGAGGACCUGGGGGAGGGGUCAGGACCCCCUUGGAGACCCCCAUGGAUUUUGGGGACCCCCCCAUGGAUGUUGGGGACCCCUUAGAGGAGGAAGACGAGGACGCGGAGGUGGGGGCCCCCCAUGGAGACCUUGAGGACCCCCACAGUGACCUUGGGGGACACCGGGGACCCCCCUGAGGGCCGUGGGGGGGGGUCCUGGCUUGAGGGGACCCCCCCAGAUUUGGGGGGGGGGUCCCCAGGUUUGGGGGGGGACCCGCCCGGUUUUGGGGCGAUAUCUCUGGUUUUUGGGGACCCCCCGGGAUUUGGGGGGGAUUCCCCACGUUUUUGGGACCCCCCCAGGGUUUGGGGGGGGGUCCCUGGGUUUUGGGGACCCCCCCAAGGAUUUCGGGGGGGGCCCCGCGGGAUGGGGGAGGGGAGCGGGACGGGUUCGGGGCCGCGAAUGUAGCGGAGGCGACGCACAAUAAAGUGGUGAAACGGC